Mollisia scopiformis is the source of this 870-nucleotide messenger RNA. RefSeq lists its product as uncharacterized. The transcript has 6 exons. Gene Ontology annotation, molecular function: oxidoreductase activity. Lineage: Eukaryota; Fungi; Ascomycota; Leotiomycetes; Helotiales; Mollisiaceae. The coding region runs from base 1 to 870 and encodes 289 amino acids. The record is from RefSeq and is a predicted model, not a curated record.
AUGACAGAAAAGUGCUUGGGGCGGCUUGGGGUUGAAGCCUUCAAAGCAGGAAAACUCAUUAGGAAUGCCGGCGAAACAAAAUAUCGGCUCUUUCCAGAUGUCUGCCUACCACCUUUGCAAACGCAGCUCGGAAUAUAUCCAAAAAUUACCAACUUAGCCUCUGCCAACAACCUCCAAGUCUCAUUGAACUUUCUUAAAGAAGAUCCACUGUACAAAACAGUCCGCCAUUAUGAGGUUUGGCUUGAUGAUAAGAUACCCGCUGGCUUGCCAAAGACAAACGUCAAAUUCGAAUUGUACCACAACAUACCGAUAAUCGACGCUCGAGCUGAUGGGCUGGAUACUUUCAGUAUCGAAGAACAAGGCUUCGAAUUCUUGUUUCAGAAAUUUCCUCGUCAGUUCGAGAUUAGUGGAUCCGAUGCCGCCAAUUCGAGUCCCGAGCAACGUCAGUCAAUCCUAGGCUAUCUGGAUCUCAUGGCAGAUUUCCUAUGUGGAUCCCCUAACGGGAUCAAGAAAUCACUUUCCUAUCUCCUCACCGAGGAGGAGAAAGCUGAUAUUGUCGAAGUUAGAUAUCGCCUGAGGGUCAUCAACUUAUGGCGUCCCUUGGAACCAGUUGUUGAAAAUCAACCCCUCGCCUUCUGUGACCGACGUUCCGUCCAAACCUCGGACUGGGAGGAGUGGUUUUGGUUGAGCAAUCAGACUAUGGACGAAGUCACUGCAAUUGUGGUGUUGGACUCUGCUGACCCGGACAGCCUAACUGCGAACGUACCACCUUGCUCGUUAAAAUUGCCGGUGGAAGAUUCGUCAGCUAAACUUCGAGAGAGCAUUGAGAUCAAAAUCAGAUUUGUCUAUGUGGGAACAUCUCUCCUCUGA